AUGGAUGCUAAGACCCACUCGAGAAAUCGUCUGAUUUCGAAGUCGUCCUCUAUUGACAAACACUCUUCGCAAGCGAAUUGUCAAGAUGGAAUCGACAGGCCAUUCGUUUUUGUGUCUUUCACGUCUGGUUUAAGGCUCACCCGCACCAUGACGACAAGUAUACAUCCUAACGCACAGGCAGGCUUCGCGACUGGGACGAAUGAAUCAUACGAUCGGGUUCGCCCCUUGUAUCCAGCUGAUUGUGUUUCGUAUAUUCGCAGACAGGUACCCAAGAGCACAACGCCGCUGAAAAUCGUCGAGAUUGGGGCAGGAACGGGCAUUUUCACCCGUGCCUUGUUGACUCACCCCGAAUGGGCGACGAGCAUUGGCACCCUGAGAGCUAUUGAACCAAGCGACGGCAUGCGUAAUUUCUGGACGAAGUGCGUCCAAGAUCAUCGCUGUACUAUUGUUAACGGGACAUUUGAUAACACCGGUGUGGAAGAUGGGUGGGCAGACCUCAUCAUCAUCGCACAGGCAUUUCAUUGGUGUCUCGACUAUGAGAAGGCAUUCACUGAAUUCGCUCGUAUCUUGAACAAGGACGGGGCGGCUGUAUUUAUAUGGUACCUUGCAGAUAGGGAGGCUGCAGGUUGGGUUACGCAGGUCCAGCACUGUAUCGAGGCCCGUGGGAACGGCAGUCCCCGAUUUCGCCUCGAUGUUUUGAGGCAGGCGUUCUCUAUCCCCGAGUAUACGUCGUUAUUUCAUCCCCAGGAAGAGAAACAAUGGGCUCAUCAUGGUGUUGCUACCGAGCAAAUUGUCACGGAUCGCGUCCUCAGUUGGAGUUACAUUGCGAUACUCCCUCCAGAUGAGAAGGCUAAGGUAGCGGAGGACAUCAAAGUUAUUCUUGACCGAGGAGAUGGUAAAAUCUGGAUCAACAAGGAGCAGGGCACGUAUCAGGACCCGCAUGUGGCUCGCGUAAUGAUAUCAAGAAAAAAGUAGGACUGUUAAGUAGCCGUGCAUGGGCUCGCGGAUCUUUGGAGGAUCACUGGCUUGGGGUGUUCUGAACCAUGUACUCAACAGACCUGGAUACAGAAGGAACACAGUUGUUCCUAUCAUACUUUCAUACUAUAUCGGCUCUCUCAAUGCAUCGAAUAGUGAUGUUCGUAUGUCUGCUCUCGAUCUCCCUAGCUCUCCCAGCGAUUGCCCGACCUUCUCUGUCUCGUGACCCCCAGUGAUUCUGCGCCAAUGAUAGUCGACACACGAGCUGCCAUGACCUGUUUGGUCGGUAUG
Messenger RNA from Suillus subaureus, 1266 nucleotides. Its product is annotated as S-adenosyl-L-methionine-dependent methyltransferase. Gene Ontology annotation, molecular function: S-adenosylmethionine-dependent methyltransferase activity. The record is from RefSeq and is a predicted model, not a curated record. NCBI's taxonomy places the organism in Eukaryota, Fungi, Basidiomycota, Agaricomycetes, Boletales, Suillaceae. Bases 1 to 975 code for a protein of 324 amino acids. The transcript has 6 exons.